Rhincodon typus (whale shark) is the source of this 704-nucleotide messenger RNA. RefSeq names its product cysteine/tyrosine-rich 1 (gene cyyr1). The coding region runs from base 1 to 363 and encodes 120 amino acids. The record is from RefSeq and is a predicted model, not a curated record. Lineage: Eukaryota; Metazoa; Chordata; Chondrichthyes; Orectolobiformes; Rhincodontidae. The transcript is spliced from 3 exons.
AUGUCAUCAUCUGUGGUUAUGUCCUGCCCCAACAGCAGAAUAGGCAAAGCAGAGGUGGCAGCACACGGAGGCACAGCAAUAGCAGGUGUCGUAUUUGGGAUUGUCUUUCUCAUGGGAGUGGUUGCUGGAAUAGCUAUUUGUAUCUGCAUGUGUAUCAAAAACAGUGGGAGCACACGUGUGGGUGUGAUACAGGCAUCUCACAUCAAUACCGUCAGUCGAUUCACUGUCCCUCCUCCUCCGCCUUACAGUUAUGACUAUGAGAUGGAUUAUCCUGUGGAUCUCCCACCACCUUACACGCCCACACCUCAAGCUUCCCUGCAGUACACCCCACCCCCACCAUAUCCAGGAUGUUCAAGAAAAUAAAUUCUCACUCGACAUCACUAAACACACCGCUGGAAGCCGAUGGAAAUCCAUUGCUCUAAUAAUAAAUGAAAGCAGGCUGUGCCCAAGACAGCAAAAGCAUAAUUGUUCUUCUGAUUUAUUCCAACUUUGUACUUGUCAGUAAUUUCCCCCUCAGCUCUUUCGGCAGUUUUCUUUCCUGCCGUGUUAUCAACCAGAAAAUUUGAAUUUUUUUAAUAAGUUAUUAGCUUUAAUGCUGCAGUUACAGACAUAGUAAUUUAUGAAUCCAGUGAUCUCUCUAUCCAGACUUUGAACUAAAAUAUCCUAGCUACCAUAAGAGAAAGUGACUGUUGAGGAUUGGUAUG